Aspergillus sclerotioniger CBS 115572 is the source of this 834-nucleotide messenger RNA. RefSeq names its product esterase/lipase family protein. The coding region runs from base 1 to 834 and encodes 277 amino acids. Gene Ontology annotation, molecular function: lipase activity. Gene Ontology annotation, biological process: lipid catabolic process. The record is from RefSeq and is a predicted model, not a curated record. Lineage: Eukaryota; Fungi; Ascomycota; Eurotiomycetes; Eurotiales; Aspergillaceae. The transcript has a single exon.
AUGCAUUUCUCUUCUCUUUUGCUGGCAUCUGCAGCCAUCCUGCCUGCCUUUGGCUACAGUAUCAACGACUUCUCCUGUACCAGCACCGAGCACCCGAACCCCGUGGUGCUCCUACACGGUCUGGGUGCCACAUUCUACGAAGACCUGAACUAUCUGCAAUACUGGCUUCAGGCCCAGGGCUACUGCACCUACGCCAAGACCUACGGUGCAUACGAUGGAUUUCCCUUCCUCGGUGGGCUCAAGUCUAUCGCCGACUCCGCCCAGGAAAUCGCGGCGUAUAUCCGCGAGGUGAAGGAGGGGACCGGGGCCGAGAAAAUCGAUCUGGUCGGUCACUCUGAAGGUGCUUUCCAGACCCUCUACGUCCCCAAGUUCGAGGAUGGCAUCUCGGAGAUGCUCGACAAGCUGGUGGCCAUCGCGCCCCCCACAAGGGGCACCAACUUUGCCGGAAUCUAUGACCUUGCGUACGCUUUUGGGAACAUGUCGCGCGCCGCAGUUGGCGACAUCUUGGAUACCGUGGGGUGCGCUGCCUGUGACGAUCUGGGCCCCGAUGGAGCGGCAGUUGACCGCUUGAACGACGGAGAACCCAUUGUGCAGUCUGGGAACAACCUGACGGUUAUUGCGUCGCGGUUCGACGAACUGGUGACACCAACCACGACCUCCUUUGUCCACGAGGACGGCGUGACCAAUGAAUGGGUGCAGAGCACCUGCCCCCUGGAUCCCGUCGGCCAUAUCGGCGAGGCCUAUGAUCUAAACGUUUGGAACCUGGUCAAGAAUGCCCUGGACUCCACCCCGAAGCGUGAGUUCAUCUGCUUGCUGGGAUCUCCCGGAAAGUAG